This is a messenger RNA of Mesocricetus auratus (golden hamster), 1329 nucleotides long. It is a transcript of the gene CUNH6orf163, whose product is annotated as chromosome unknown C6orf163 homolog. The coding region runs from base 279 to 1265 and encodes 328 amino acids. The record is from RefSeq and is a predicted model, not a curated record. NCBI's taxonomy places the organism in Eukaryota, Metazoa, Chordata, Mammalia, Rodentia, Cricetidae. The transcript has 5 exons.
ACAACUUAAUGCUAGACACUGGGAGGGAGAAACUGCUUACCUCUGCCCAAAUCCAGUGCCCACACCUUGUAUGGCAGAGGUUGUUAAUACCAUUCUUUAGACAUAUAGCCACUGCCUAAUCAUGACAAAUUGUUUAAUUCUUGACAUCCUCUAGCAGAAUCGUAAAACCCUGACCCUCUUCCAGCUUUCUUAGACUUCUAGCUUCUCUUGAAACUGCCUUUUUUCUGAUUGUGAUAGUAUUAUAACUGUAAGCAGUAAAAGGAAUCAGAAAUUUAACUAUGAUCAGAAAUCCAGAUUAUAAUAAUUUUGUUUGUUGUGCUGUUUGCAAUAAAAUAAUCCCACCAGCCCCAUUUGGGGAAACCUUCAAACGGAUCCAUGAAUACAAGCCAUUUAAGACACGCUUUUACACUCACAAAGAUAUACUGGAUAUUGGGGCAAGCAUCCUGAACCAAGAAGAGCAGUUUCAAGAGGCUGCUCUCAAGGAAAGCAUUGAAAAAGCCGAAGCUGAAGUUUGGAAGCAGGCCAUUGAACUCCAACAGCAAGCAGUGGACAAAGCCCUCGAAGACGCCAAUGCCAGGCACAGAUUCGAAGUUCAGAUGCUGGAGGAGCAACACCAAAAAGACUUAAAGGCUGUAGAAAAUAAAACCAAGAUGGAGAUGUUUCAAAACAUGGAUGAGGAACUAAAGAGAGAGCACUCUGCUGCAGAACAACGGAUGGUCCAUAGAAUCCAGAGGAUUAUGAUGGAGUGCCACAAGGAGAAGGUGGAGGCUGUGAAGAAAGCCAGGGAAGAAGAAAGACAGAUUGCCCAGAAAGCUGUCCAGGAACAGAAAAGCAAGGUCUUGGAGGAACUUGUGAGUUCUGGUGUAACAGCUAUUAAAGACCAGAAGACUAGCUUGGGCCAGCUGAUAAAAGCAAAGGAACAUGAAAUGAAUGCCUUCUAUGGCCUGGCUCAGAGACAGAAGCAAGAAGAAGUGCAGGAAGUGCUUCAAGAAGCAGAAAAGACACAUCAGGCCACUCUCGACACUGUGAUGAAUAAGCUGGUUAAUACCCAGGGGGAGCUGAUGUCUGUAGCAAAGCAACUGGGAAUCAUGACAAACUGGAAAGAUUUUCUGGAGGAGGAACUACAGGAAACCAGGGAAGCAUUUCAGAAGUAUAUCAACUACACCUUCCCCAGGCUUUCCCCGGGGCAUGCCGACUUUAUUCUGCCAGAAAGAAAGAAAACACCUUCCAAUCUUACUAAGGACAAUGAAACGGAUGCUGAAUAGGCUUCAGCUAAAAUGUCGACCCAAAAGACAGUGGUCCAAAGCUGAAUAAAUAUACUUAAUACCA